Molecule: messenger RNA, 4567 nt
Organism: Choloepus didactylus (southern two-toed sloth)
Lineage: Eukaryota; Metazoa; Chordata; Mammalia; Pilosa; Megalonychidae
Gene: NECAB1
Product: N-terminal EF-hand calcium binding protein 1
Exons: 13
Coding region: 115-1173 (352 amino acids)
Biological process (GO): regulation of amyloid precursor protein biosynthetic process
Cellular component (GO): cytoplasm
Molecular function (GO): calcium ion binding
Source: RefSeq, a predicted model, not a curated record
GCCUGGGCAGCGGCGACGGCGGCUCGGCGCUGAAGGCGGUAGCUGCGGCCGCGCCCUUGCCGGAGAGGGUGCGUCCUGCCCGGCUCCCGCCGCCGGUCCGCGGGGUUCCAGAGGAUGGAGGAUUCCCAGGAGACUUCGCCGUCCUCCAACAACUCCUCGGAAGAGCUCAGCUCUGCCCUGCAGCUCUCCAAGGGCAUGUCGAUCUUCCUCGACAUACUGAGGAGAGCAGAUAAAAAUGAUGAUGGAAAAUUGUCCUUUGAAGAAUUCAAAGCGUAUUUCGCAGAUGGUGUUCUGAGUGGAGAAGAAUUACAUGAGCUUUUCCAUACCAUUGAUACACAUAACACCAACAAUCUUGACACAGAGGAACUAUGUGAAUACUUUUCUCAGCACUUGGGUGAAUAUGAGAAUGUACUGGCAGCACUUGAAGACCUAAAUCUUUCCAUCCUGAAGGCAAUGGGCAAAACAAAGAAAGAUUACCAAGAGGCCUCCAAUUUGGAACAAUUUGUGACUCGAUUUCUGUUGAAGGAGACCUUAAAUCAGCUGCAGUCUCUGCAAAAUUCCCUUGAAUGUGCCAUGGAAACGACUGAGGAGCAAACCCGUCAAGAAAGGCAAGGGCCAACCAAGCCCGAAGUCCUGUCAAUUCAGUGGCCUGGAAAACGAUCAAGCCGCCGAGUUCAGAGACACAACAGCUUCUCCCCCAACAGCCCUCAGUUUAACAUCAGCGGGCCAGGCUUAUUAGAUGAAGACAACCAGUGGAUGACCCAGAUAAACAGACUACAGAAAUUAAUUGAUAGACUGGAAAAGAAGGAUCUCAAACUGGAACCACUAGAAGAAGAAGUUAUUGAAGGGAAUACUAAAUCUCACAUCAUGCUUGUGCAGCGUCAGAUGUCUGUGAUAGAAGAGGACUUGGAGGAAUUCCAACUUGCCCUGAAACACUAUGUGGAGAGUGCUUCCUCCCAAAGUGGUUGCUUGCAGAUCUCUAUACAGAAGCUUUCAAAUGAAUCUCGCUACAUGAUUUAUGAGUUCUGGGAGAAUAGUAGUGUGUGGAAUAGCCAUCUUCAGACGAAUUAUAGCAAGACGUUCCAAAGAAGUAACGUGGAUUUCUUGGAAACUCCAGAGCUCACAUCUACUAUGCUAGUUCCUGCUUCAUGGUGGAUCCUGAACAAUAACUAGAUGUUCCUAAGAAUUUUCUGUGUGUUUCCAAGUGCAAAACAAAUGUUCUUAUUUAAAAUGUGAGUUAGAAAAUUCUUUGUUUGUUAAUCAGUAUGCUUUAUGUGCAGACUUGAAAAUGUAGUCUAAAACUUUAUCAUUCACGUGAAUUUUAGCUCAGUUUUCAAAGUUCAAUAUUUGAUGCUAAGUGUUUUGCUACAUUCUAAUCUGAAACCCUAUUUAGUGGUAAAAUCCUAAUAUGUGAAGAAACAUGGAGAUGAAAAAUAUUUAAAGGGGUAACUUUUAGAGAAUUACUUCCUAGAACAGAGUUUGUUACUUCCUAGAACAGAGUUUGUACCCUCUCACAUGCCAUAUAAAGGGGUAAAGUGAUGUUUUGUGAUUUUAAGUAACUCAUUUUGUGAGUGAAGUUUAUUCUUCAAUAAUACCUGCCCCAUUCCCAACUCAUGACCCCUUGGGCAUUUGUUUUAUAUUAAAAAGUUAAUAUGUAGUCUGUAAACCUAUAGAAUAUCCAUUUGUUAGCUUACAAACUAGUUUUUCACGGUAGGUGAACAAUUUUGUGAUGUUAGGGUACUAUUCAGUAAUAUAAUACCAUAAUUCCCAAUAUGUAAGAUUAACAAGUUAAGAAAGUUUUACACUUCAGGAGAAUCUGGCUCAAAUUUUAUGACAUAUGGGUUUUGGUAUGUGAUGUGGAGGGUUAUUUUAAAUUAAAUAACUUCAAAAUACUUUUAAAAUGUUUUUAACUGAAUAAAGACAAAAUAUAAAACAUUAUUUAUAUUCAUAGAAUAAUACAGAAAAUAAUGGGCAGAAAAUUCACUUUCUAGUUUCAACACUAAAACAACUGUAGCUCUAAAACUAUAUACUUUAUACAUACUCUGGUCUAAAAGCUCACAAAUUAAAUAUUUUGAAUAUUAAAACCUCCUGUUCUCAUUAUAAAUCCCUCUAAUUAAAAUAAAUGCAUAUUGAAAUUUAUCAGCAUGUUAUUCUCUAGUUCAAAUUCCUAGACUACAAGUCUUCUGUGAAAACAUUAUACCGUAAUUUUUCCCUAACUAACUUUUCACUAUUGGAAAACUCAAAAAUUGAACUAAAAUUUUAUUUUUUAAUAUAAAAAUGAUCUAAAAUAUUUUCUGAAACUAAUUUAUGGAAUACAAGCUUUUACUGACCUAAAAAUUAAAGAAUGUAUAACUAGACAUAGGUAGUAAAUUUUGACUAUAUACAUAUAUAUAUAUAUAUAACACUCAUACAUAAGUGUGUGCGUAUAUAUAUGUCUCUGGUCUGUUCUAAAGAUGACAAAUGCAUCUGAAAGCAACAUCUGGCUCAACUCUUUUAAUUCCUACAUAAAGCAAAGAACAACAAUAAUAGAGAUGUACAAUGAUUUAAACAAGCUACACAUAUGUACAAAGGCAAGUAGAUAAUAAACAGUCUUUGCAGUCUCACUCAGAUUAUGUACAGUAAGAAAGGAUCACCUGACUUUGAAGCCUAGGGGAUUUGGUUAAAACCUAGGGGACUUAAAUGGUUAAAAAUGGUUCCAAUAAAGACAAAUCAUAGCCAAUCAAAACCAUUGCUCUGGCUGGUCCAUUUCAGUAUCAGAUUUAGAAAGCACCUCAAGUCUUUUGCUUACUAGGCAGUUUCCAAAGUAGCAUAGUAGGAAUGACUGCAAAGGGUUCUGCCCUGAGAAUAGUGUUCAACAGAAGUGCUCUCUAGAUUCCAAAUUGGAAUAAGUUCUAUCAUAUUUUUUAAACUCGAAUCAAAAGCAUUUGAGAAUAGGCAAACUAUUAAGCAUACCAAUUUAAUCAUAUGGUAAUUAUGACCCAAGCUCUUAUAUAAAUUAUAGCUAUUUCUGCAUGUGUAUAUAUUCAUUUUCAUAUUUACAGUCUUUCAUAUUUAAUGACAAAAAGAAAAUGAAAAAUUGGACCCUAUAUAUAAAUAUCUUUUUAAAUUAACCAAUAAAUUUAUGGUUAAUGAUUUUUAUUCCUUUUAAAAUGAUCCAUAUUUCUGAGAAAGUAAUGAAAAAUGAAGAACUGAAAUACAAAGAUGGAAACCUACCAUGGACAAAAGCUUGAAUCUGGGUAACAAGCAAGAGCUGGUGAAGAGAAAGGUACUGGUUUUUAAGAAUUCAGAGUAAGAUAAUCAUGCUGCCAAAUACGGGCCUUGAACUGCUUGCCAGUAGACUCAAGGAUAUGAGAGAACAGAAGUAGGGAGAGUUUACACUUACCUUUAUAACAACAUUUUUUGGGCACUGUGCUGGAAGAAACUUCUUUUUUACACUAAGGGUAUCAUCCAAAGUGGCAAAUUUGCAGGAGAUUUAUUGUAUGAAAUGCUUAAAUCCCCAAAUUCUUCAUUCUGACUUGUUGUUGACAUAAGAAAUUACAGAAUUGAAACCUAAUAUACCUGAAUUGUUUUUAAAUGCCUAAAUUUCUUCUUUUUGGAACAGAAAGUAUCAGUUCUGUUUUGGCAAUUACUCAAUUUCUGUUCAUAUGGUCUGCUUAGUGACACAAGUAACAGCUAUUUUUCCACUUCAGUUCCAUAAAUUAGUUUCCAAAUUUUCAAUCUCUGCUAGUAGCUAUGAAUCUAAGAUGUUAAUUUAUUGUUGAAAACUUAGAAACCAAUCAUAUAUUUUAUCAAAAAUGGCCACUUAAAAAUUCUCCUUCCUGUCAAGAAAACUAUGUAUUGAACAUCACAAAUCAUUCUAAGCUUCUAGAGAGAUUGUAAAAAUCCUUUCAAGUGCUAGUAUGAAAUCAGUGAGAAACAGAAAAGCAACAAGAAGUAUAUACCAUACAUACAUCAUAGCAAAUACUUUAUAUUUGAGAAUCUUUUCAGCUUGCAUUUCCAUUCCAUUAUUACAAGUGAUGAAAAACAAAAAAAAAUUGCAAGUAGCAUACAAAUUAUAAAUACACAGUCUUCCCACUUCACUAAGCAAAUUCUUACUUUCUAGUGUCACUUCCCAAUUUAUGCAGGUAACUGCCUGCAAAGCUGAAACUGAUUAGAAAAUUCUUUAUAGUUUAAAAUAUCUUUCUCAUUUUAGGAAAAACCAAAUAGCCAACCAUGAAAAUUAAAAAUAAAUUCAAUUGUCACAGUUCAUUGCAGUUAUUGUUACUAAGAUCCACUUCAUUUGUAGGUGUCCAAAAUAUAAAAUAAAUAAUUAUCUUCAAAUUCAUGUGUUCUUAGAAUGCUACUUAAAACUUUGGUUGUUUUCCUGUAAUAUAGAAGAGAAAGUAUCAUCAAUUAAUUAGUUUAUCAAACCAAACACUGUAAACCUAUUAAGUGUUUACUGAUCUAAAUGCAUGUUACUAUAGAAACUAUUAAAAUAAGUAGAAUUUGUCAAAUAGCAAAACAGUUAUUCUGUGUUUAAUAAUGCAUACCUAAUUCAUUUUCAUAAUAUAUUAAAUUGUAUUCCAAA